Messenger RNA from Gracilinanus agilis (Agile Gracile Mouse Opossum), 1588 nucleotides. RefSeq names its product pentatricopeptide repeat domain 2 (gene PTCD2). The coding region runs from base 1 to 1155 and encodes 384 amino acids. The record is from RefSeq and is a predicted model, not a curated record. The transcript is spliced from 10 exons. Gene Ontology annotation, cellular component: mitochondrion. Gene Ontology annotation, biological process: regulation of mRNA processing; multicellular organism development; mitochondrion organization. Gene Ontology annotation, molecular function: RNA binding; protein binding. NCBI's taxonomy places the organism in Eukaryota, Metazoa, Chordata, Mammalia, Didelphimorphia, Didelphidae.
AUGGCGGAGGUGUCUAGGUGUUUGAAUAGAAUCCUGCUGGAAACAAUGCAGCGUUCUGUGACCCGUGGCGUGCUGCUCAUGUUCAAUCCCGGCUGCCGCCUCUGGGCCCUCGGAGGGAAACGAUAUCUGCUUACAGAAGAUGUCAUGAAAUUGCAAGAAUUUCAGCAAACGAAGGUGAUUGUUUCCUGUCGAUUUCAUGGCAAAAAAGAAAUCUAUUUUAAAGACAUGGAAGAGAAAAUGAAGAAAAAGGGUCUCAUCUUAAAGGAGGAACUGAAGACCCUGCUCCAUUUGUGUGAGACGCAAGAGGACAUAGAGCUGGCCAGAAAUGUCAUUUACAGGUACCAUGCUGAGAACAGAAACGUUUGCUUUAGGGAGUUUAAGUUUGGACCCCUUUUUAUAAGGCUGUGCUAUGAACUGGACCUAGAACAGUCUGCAGUGGAGCUCAUCAAAGACCAGCAUUUGAGGGGUUUCUUUUCAGACUGUACAUCAUUCAAUAUUCUGAUGAAUAUGUUAUUUAUCAAGGAAAAUUAUGAAGGUGCAUUGGAGGUUUUAAUAGAAAUGAAAAACCAAGAGGUAAACUUCAAUAAAGACACCUACAUCCUUGCUUUUGCAAUUUGCUACAAAUUGAACAGUGCCAAGUCUUUCAACAUCUGCAUGAAUUUACUGGAUGAAGCACUGAUGAAAGGAGAAGUUUUGAUAAGGCGGGCAUACAGUUUCGCCAUAGCAUUAGCCCUCAAACAGAACCAGGUGGCCAAGGCACGGGCCAUUUAUUCUCAGAUCCUGAGCCCAGACAGCAGAGCCUGCAGUAAUUUAAACGUCCUUGUCCAUGCCCACUCAGGCUUGUUGGAAGAAGCCCUGCAGAUACUAGAGGCAUCUACUGAAAAAAACCACUUCAGCUUGGUGAAGAAGCCAGAGUUCUCAGAGGAAGUGCUGUCUACCGUGAAGGAGAAAGUACAUGGACAGCCAGCACUCCAGGCCAGAUUCAAAGAGAUCUACAAUAGACUGCAGGUAGCUGGCCAGAUCAUCCCCCAGACUGUGGAUGCCAUACUCUGCAUCAUCCCUCAGAGGAAGAAACCCCACAUUCUCUCAUUUAACAAGAGGCAAAUAAGCCGCCGGACUUUACAGCCACUCAAUUCAUUUCUGAUGGUUGAGUAGCUCUGGAUUUGAUCACCAGUGACUCUGAACUGAAUGUACCCUUCUGAGCAUCUUAGAAAUUGAGCUGAAGGAAAUCAGGCUAAAUAUGUUUUUCCCGCCUACAGAUUUUUGAAACUCAUCAACAACUGACAUUCCAAACUUAGAGGUUGGUACUUUGAACUUAGUUGGACAAUAUUGGCCCAGACAACAGGAAAUCUUUAUUUUUUUGGACAUCAUAAAUUGUCUGCAUAGAGAGAAGCGCACCUCAGAGAAAGUUGUAGUGGCUUCUUAGUGGUUUCCUGGGCCUGAGUUUACACUGACAGAGAGAAAUAGCAGAGAAGGAUUUCAGGUAUGGAUAUAAACUUAUCCAGUUUGAAUAACCCUCCUUCCAAAGCAGUGAUUCCUAAAGUGGGUGCCACCGCCCCCUGGUGGGUGCUGUAGCCUCUGGGGGGGG